Molecule: messenger RNA, 3399 nt
Organism: Copidosoma floridanum
Lineage: Eukaryota; Metazoa; Arthropoda; Insecta; Hymenoptera; Encyrtidae
Gene: Cul2
Product: cullin 2
Biological process (GO): ubiquitin-dependent protein catabolic process
Cellular component (GO): cullin-RING ubiquitin ligase complex
Molecular function (GO): ubiquitin protein ligase binding
Source: RefSeq, a predicted model, not a curated record
UUAUCUGGCUGCAUCAGACUGAUGACGCUUCAGUUCGCAUUUAACUUAGCCGUGAUAAUAUAACGUGCGGUAGUCGCCGUAGUGUACAUGCAUAUGUAAAUCGGAGUCUUACAAUAUAAACAAAAGAAGAUAUAAGUACUACAUCAAGAUAUGUCUUAAAUAAAGGUUUGAAAAAAGCUAUGCGUUGAAGAAUAGAAAAGAGCACGUGGAAGUACGUGAUCUGAUAGCAUACAAUUAGAGAGUGAGCCGUCGUCGUUUUCCCUCUUUCUUUGAUUCUUGCUUUUGUUCACUCGUAUCUAUAAAAAUUAUUCGGUUAAGUGUUCGCCGAAAGUAUAAGAGGAAAGAGAGAAGGUGUAUACUUCACUUCUCUCGUAUGCAUGUAGGAGAAUAGGAGUGUAUGUGCGAUAACCUUGACGAGAGAAAAAGGGUGGAAAAGAAAGGAGUGAGAGAGGUCGAGGUGAAACAUCAACAACAGCAGAAGCAGCAGAAGACAAGAUAGGAGAGGGCCGAGCAAUUACAAGUGGUCAUGCAUCUGUGGACAAGUGCAGGGAAUGACUCGUGUUAUCCCAAAAAUAAGUGGUCCAGAACAGUCCGUCUCCUAGGAGGCUGCUUCUGCCGCUAUACUCAAAUUGUUGAACGUGUAUAGCUUUCAUUUCAAGUGUACGUUUACCCGUUUUUCUGCUCCAUUGCUACUGUUGCUGCUUGCAGUUUUCUUCUACGGCUUUUACUGGACGACGACUACCUAAUAAUUGCAGUUCUCUGACCUUCUGGGAUUUCUAUUUUGGCGUUUGUUGCCAUUUGCCAUCGGGGUAGAUUUUUAAUAGAAUUUAAUAUUACAAUUUUACAAAGUGAUUUUUGUAUAUUGACAACGGUGCUAGAAAUAAUAAAUUUUAAACAUGUCUCUCAAACCCAAAGUUGUGGACUUUCAUCAGACAUGGAAUGUCUUGCAAGAGACUGUUAAAGGUGUGAUAACGUUAGCUAAUGUUCCAAGGGCAAUAUGGAACGAUAGAUUUAGUGAUGUUUAUUCUCUGUGUGUUGCUUAUCCUGAACCACUAGCUGAUCGUCUGUACAAUGAAACAGCUAGAUUUUUAGACAACCAUGUUACUCAGUUAUUGGCUAAAGUAAAGUUGCAAGGGGAAAAUGGCCUACUGCAAGCCUAUUACCAAGCCUGGGAGGAAUACUCUCAGGGAAUCAGUUACCUUCACCAAUUGUAUUUAUUUUUCAAUCAGCAACACAUUAAAAAGCAAAGGCUGAAUGAAGCCGAAAUUUUUUAUGGAACAUCUUCCACCAAUUCCCCAGAGUGUCAAGAACAGAAGGAAAUUGGUGAAUUAGGUUUAUACAUUUGGAAAAAAAAGAUGAUUGAAUCCUUAAAAGACUGCCUUGUUACGUUACUUCUGGAAGGAAUAAAUGCGGAUAGAGUAGGAGAAGCACAACCAAUUCAAGCAAACAUCAUUCGGGGUGUUAUUCAGAGUUUUGUGAGAGUCGAAGAAUAUAAGCUAAAGGAUCAGCUGAAUCUGUAUCAAGAAAUUUUUGAAGGUCCUUUCUUAAAACGAAGUGGUGAUUUCUAUUCAAGGGAAGCUUCGGAACUUUUACAGCAGUCAGACGUAACUCAUUACAUGGAAAAAGUCACUUGGCGCCUUGCUCAAGAAGAAUUGAGAGCCCACAGAUUCCUUCACAUCACAUCGGUGCCUAAGGUAAGACAGUGUUGUGAGGAGAAAAUGGUUGCAGCCCACGUUACUUGGCUGGACACAGAAGUGGAUGCAAUGGUCCAGCACGAAAGAAGAAAAGAUCUCGCGCUCAUUUAUCCGUUACUCAGGCCACUGCCAGGAGGCUUGUCUCACCUUAUACAGAAACUUACCGCGCACGUAACAAACGAAGGAUUGCAGGCAAUUGGUUCCUUGCAAGGCGAAAACGUUCACACGCAAUUCGUUGAAAGUAUGUUGGAUGUACACAGCAAGUACUCGGAAUUAAUAAAAGACUUGUUCAAGGGAGACCAGGCGUUCAUUGGUGCUCUUGACAAAGCGUGCUCGGCUGUUGUUAAUCACAGGCCUGCGCCACGACAACCAGCACGUGCCCCCGAAUUACUAGCGAAAUAUUGCGAUUCGCUGUUAAAAAAAUCAACAAAGGUUGCGUCGGAGGCUGAAAUUGAAGAGAAACUUACGCGCUCGAUAACCGUUUUCAAGUACGUUGAUGACAAAGAUGUGUUCCAAAAAUUUUAUGCACGAAUGCUCGCCAAACGACUAAUUCACCAGCAAUCGCAAUCCAUGGAUGCGGAGGAAGCAAUGAUCGACAGGUUAAAGCAAGCGUGCGGUUACGAAUUUACGAAUAAAUUGCACCGUAUGUUCACGGACAUGUCGGUUUCCGCUGAUUUGAAUACCAAGUUCACGACGAGCUUGCGUGAACGCGAGGGCGAGCACCAUCAGUUUGGCAUUGGCUUCAGCGUAUACGUGUUGCAAGCUGGUGCCUGGCCCUUGGGGUUGCCACCGUCACCUGGUCCGUUUCACGUUCCUCAGCAGCUAGAAAAGUCAGUGCAAGCGUUCGAAUCCUUUUAUCAUGCCCAGUUCAGCGGCCGUAAACUCACGUGGUUGCAUCACCUGUGUCAAGGUGAGUUAAAGCUCAACUACCUGAAGAAGCCUUACUUGGUGACCGUACAAACGUAUCAGAUGGCUCUACUGCUGCUGUUCGAGCACUGUGACGCAAUUUCAUGCAAGGAAGCAGCUGCGUCCUUAAGGCUGUCCCAUGAUCAGCUAGUUAAGCAUGCUAUCACACUCGUGGACUGCAAGUUGUUGAAAAAAUCAUUGGAAGGUGAACUUGACGAAGACACGAUUCUUACUCUGAACUUGGAUUAUUAUAAUAAGAGGACAAAGUUCCGCGUUACCGGAGCACUGCAGAAGGACGCGCCGCACGAUACAGAGGCCACUCAUCGUAGCGUCGACGACGAUCGCAAGCUUUACUUGCAGGCUGCUAUUGUGCGCAUAAUGAAGAGUCGUAAGGUUUUGAAACAUAAUCAGCUGGUGCAAGAGGUUCUUGGACAGUCAAAAGUUACCUUUGCACCAUCAAUUGGAAUGAUCAAGAAAUGCAUAGAAAAUCUUAUUGACAAACAAUACAUUGAGCGCACUUCAAAGAGUGCAGAUGAAUAUUCGUAUGUUGCGUAACCAAAACGUAAUUAUACAAUUUAAUUUAUUUUUAUUUAAUUCAGAUCGUCGCUGUCGAUAAACGAAAGGCUAUUAGAACUAUUGAUUUUGAAAACUAAAUAAUUCAGGGGCUUUUCAUGUCAUCGCCGUUUGUUAAAAAUAUUGUCGGCUGACGAUCAAGAAUGCAAAGUGAUGAAAAAUUUUUGAUUUUUCAAAUAUUUUGUUAAUUUUUUUGCGGUAUAUAUUUUUUUUAUUUUUGAGAUGU